Alternaria burnsii is the source of this 3084-nucleotide messenger RNA. RefSeq lists its product as uncharacterized. Gene Ontology annotation, molecular function: zinc ion binding; L-lactate dehydrogenase (NAD+) activity; DNA-binding transcription factor activity, RNA polymerase II-specific. Lineage: Eukaryota; Fungi; Ascomycota; Dothideomycetes; Pleosporales; Pleosporaceae. The record is from RefSeq and is a predicted model, not a curated record. The transcript is spliced from 5 exons. Gene Ontology annotation, biological process: carboxylic acid metabolic process; DNA-templated transcription; regulation of DNA-templated transcription. Bases 1 to 3084 code for a protein of 1027 amino acids. Gene Ontology annotation, cellular component: cytoplasm.
AUGUCAGACGCCAAACCUACUUCCUCCAUUGCCAUACUCGGCGCUGGCGAUGUUGGCGCAACGAUUGCGUAUAGUCUCAUCAUGAACCCCGUCGCCGGCGACAUUCUGCUCGUCGAUCCCAAAGAAGAAGUCAGAGAUGCACAGGUAGCAGACCUUUCAGACGCAACCUUCCAUGGAAACACCACCACGCGUGUAAGAUCGGGAACGCACAAGGAGGCAGGACAGUGCGACAUCAUCGUCAUUGCAGCCGGCGCCAAGCAAAAAAAGGGCGAGAGCAGAACCGAUCUCAUCGGGCGCAACAAAUCUAUUUUGGAAUCCGCAAUCUCCGACAUGAAGCCUUUCCGCGAAGAUACCGUCUUGUUGCUCGUUGCCAAUCCCGUCGAUGUGCUUACCUACUUUGCCCAGCAAUACUGCGGAUUGCCACGUAGCCAGGUCAUUGGAUCGGGCACGUUUCUCGAUUCCGCGCGGCUGAGGGGUAUUUUGGCUAAGAGGGCGGAGGUCGCGGCGAGUAGCAUCGAUGCUUAUGUGCUGGGUGAACAUGGGGAAUCGCAGUUUGUUGCGUGGAGUUUGGCGAGUAUUGGCGGUGUGCCUCUCUCGUCUGCUCUGUCCGAGUCUUCUGAUCGUGCAGCAGACAAGACGGCCAUUGCAGACGAGACGAAGAAUAAAGCCACGUCCAUCAUCGAGAACAAAGGUGCGACCAACUAUGGUAUCGGAGGCGUUGCGGCAUCGAUUUGUAAAUCUAUUCUCUUUGAUGAGAAGAUUGUGAGGCCGGUGAGCUACUACCAGGAUGAACUCGGUGUGUGUCUUAGUAUGCCGGCGGUUCUGGGUAGGGGUGGCAUUGUGAGGAGUGUGCCGAUGCCGCUUGAUGGUGAAGAGAAGAGGUUAUUGGAGAAGAGUGCCAAGACGCUCAAGGAGAUCUCGUUACCUCCACACUCAUCUCCCUGCGACGACUCCACACCAUCAGCUCAAUAUGCCGAAACCCCGAAACUACCCGUGAUGGCUUCUGCGAGUUCAUCAGCGCGUCCAACAUCGAGUGCACGGCAAAAACACGUCACUACUGCUUGUUUGAGCUGUCGAGCGCGCAAGAUCAAAUGCGACGCUGCCAGCCCGUCAUGCAGCAACUGUAUUCUAUAUGCUCAACGAUGCGUGUACCAACAUGGCCUCGACAAGCGGAAAGUUCCCAUGAAGGAGCGACUUGUUGCUGCAGAAACAUAUGCAAGGCAGCUGGAGGAACUACUCCAGGCAAACGGGAUCCCACUUCCGAGCUACAGGAAUCUAUCAACCCCAUGGACGGCGCUCCCAGGUCCAGCGACCAAUUCAGAGCAUAACUUUGCCAGUUCAAUGCCCUCGUCUAACCGAGAUCUUUCUGUGGCUCUAGAGACGCCGUCAAUGAUAACGCUUGACACUCCUCAGACUGACAGCUCUUCACCCCUGGUCGACCAGCUCACUGGUAGUCUGGGAUCUCUCAGGCUUGCCGAGGACGGCCAGCUCAGGUUCUACGGCGCUACGUCCAAUCUCCAUUUACUCGUUUCGGGGACCCGCGCGACAACCAACACAAGAACAGCAGUGAGCCGGGUAGGGGUUCAAGCCACGCUGGAUGCCGCUGGCGUUGAACAUCUCGUGGAUACAGAGCUCGAAGAUCAUCUCAUCAAGCUGUACUUUUGCUGGGAGGACCCGAGUAUCCAUCUUGUACAGGAAGACGUUUUCUAUCGCGAGCGACUCAAGUGUAAAUCGGGUGACUACGUGAGCAAGCUUUACUCCGAGGUGCUCGUCAACUCUAUGUGCGCUGUUGGCGCAUCGUUGACUUCCAGGCAUUGCGUGGAGCUCCCCGAACCAUUAGUUGACUUCUUUGCGUCGCGUGCGCGCGCACUGCUCGACGUUGAGUUGGACUCGCCUACAUUAUCGACAGUGCAGUCUCUUGCCAUUUUGAGCGGAGUGGAAUCGAUUCGCACUCUUGAUGCUCGUGGCUGGCUUUACAGCGGCAUGGCAGUACGGCUGGCCACCGAUCUCGGCCUGCAUCUUGACAAUCAAGUCUAUGUAGAUGCUGGUAUCAUCGAUGCGGAAGAGGCGAGUUUGCAGAGAGUAGUGUUUUGGGGUGCUUUUAUCCAUGAACGAAUGUGGUCCUUGUAUCUUGGUCGACCGGUUUCACUCGACGAGCAUGCCAUUACCACACCGCCUUGCGUUGCCAAGGUCGGCGAGCAAAAGCUGUGGCGACCCUAUAUUGACGAGUACGCGGAUUUUGAUUUCCCCGCUUUGGUCGAUCCGAUUGAUGAAUUGCACCGGAACAAUGCAACGCUCUGCGCCAAGAUGGCUCGUAUCCGGGAUACUCUAUAUUCCGACUCUGUCGUGUCAGUGCUCGGUGCUCAGCAGCUUCACGACUUUGCUUCGGGUAUGCGAGCUGAGCUUGCACAGUGGCACAAGGACUUGCCAGAGUCUUUGAAAGUUGAUCUGUCGUCGGUCUCAUCCUUCUAUGUCCCGCACGUGUUGCAACUUCAGAUGCAAUAUCACACCGUCAUGAUCAUUGCCAAUCGUCCAUUUUUUACGGCCACUACGGCGAACCUGCCAGACGUUGCUUUCUCGGAUCCGAUGGUCGGCCCACCAACAUGUACCGACUCAGCUAGAGCGAUAGCCAAGCUACUUCAAAUCUACCGAAGACUAUACAGCUUCCGGCGCAUCAACAUCCAGGCAGUCCAUCUCGUAUUCACAGCAAGCUUGAUCCAUGUGCUGAAUGCCUGCGAGGCAGCGGCACCGUCCUUGAGGAAUUCAGCGUGGAAGGACUUGGAAGUUUGCCAGCAAGCCCUUUGCGACUUAUCAGAGGGUUAUCAUAGUGCGACGCGGGCCCGUGAAGUGGUCACUGGGAUACAGAAUGAACUCUUGCGAGCAAAGCGUGAGAGUAUGAAGCGAAGUGCUGCACACGGAGCAGGGUCUGAGAGCAACCCGACCCGAGCGAAGCGGCGUCGCUCAUCUGCAUGGGAGCAGCCUGCAGGACCAGCUGCGGAUCAUGGUCAUAAUGAUACCAUAUUGGAUCCAGCACUCAACGUCAUCGACUCGAUCUUCUGGUCGGAAUGGACCAGAUUGAAUUAA